This is a messenger RNA of Achroia grisella, 937 nucleotides long. Its product is annotated as cilia- and flagella-associated protein 97-like. Bases 15 to 869 code for a protein of 284 amino acids. Lineage: Eukaryota; Metazoa; Arthropoda; Insecta; Lepidoptera; Pyralidae. The transcript is spliced from 4 exons. Gene Ontology annotation, biological process: spermatogenesis. The record is from RefSeq and is a predicted model, not a curated record.
AGGAAAUUUCAAUCAUGAGGAUCUGUACUAUCAGGCGCCUACAGGUCAUAAACUACUACAGUAUACCUACUUUGUAUCAUGGUGGGCGCGACGGGGAGCUCCAUACUCUAUCGGUACCUUGCACGCUUAUCAGCACCAUGUCACGCAGAGGCAGCAAAUUAGACAGUGGUUAUAUAGAUACAGAGUUUUCUUCCGGUGACUCAAACAGAAAUAAAACUAAACAGCAUUACCGCGAGGAGAACAAUAACGAGAUCGAUGAGUUGUCCAAGGAGCUAUCGGAGAUGGGAUGUAUCGUGGAUGCUGUGAAAAAACCACCGAACAUAUGUGUCGAGACCUGCGUCUACGACUCCGGGUCGGAGGGAAGGAAAUCUAAAUCCUACAAAGAUGAUGAUGUGUAUUCUGAUGAGUUUGAAGACGAUAAGAGUGAUGAUGAAGAUGAAUCGAUCAAAACUGAUCUGCAGUCUAUAAAAUCGAACAGCGACAGUAUAAGCAAAGGGCAGUUCAGUCAGUCCUCAGUGAAACUGACCAAAAGUCAUUCGUCCAUGUCCACUAAGCACCCAGCAUCGAUAACCAGCAGAUCUAAUUAUGGUUCUAUAUCAGUACCACCGACCAAACGAAUUAAUAUGUCAUUCACCAAUGAGAGGCUACGGGAGAUCGAACGCCACAAUCACAUACUGCUGACGAAGAUAUUAAGCGCCAGGAACACGAGGAAGUCUUCCAUACCGCCGCGAGAACAGCCGGACAGGAAACCUGUCCCAUCCGCAGCCGUGUCCAGGAAAAAGCAGCAGAAACAGAUCGAUCAUGACAACAUGAUCCUACUUAAGAAGAUCCAGCGCGCCAAGUCAUCUUCUUGCAGCAUCCGCCGUUGAUACAGAUGUGGCGUCCGGUGCGCGGGCGCCGCACACUGCUUAUAUACGUGUUUGAUACUAAAGUUAUC